Molecule: messenger RNA, 827 nt
Organism: Acanthopagrus latus (yellowfin seabream)
Lineage: Eukaryota; Metazoa; Chordata; Actinopteri; Spariformes; Sparidae
Product: induced myeloid leukemia cell differentiation protein Mcl-1 homolog
Exons: 2
Coding region: 18-377 (119 amino acids)
Biological process (GO): positive regulation of apoptotic process; extrinsic apoptotic signaling pathway in absence of ligand; intrinsic apoptotic signaling pathway in response to DNA damage
Cellular component (GO): mitochondrial outer membrane
Molecular function (GO): protein homodimerization activity; channel activity; protein heterodimerization activity
Source: RefSeq, a predicted model, not a curated record
UUUUUUUUUUUUUAGGAAUGAUCAAUAAAUUAUCAAUGAAUGACAGAGGGGAUGCAAGUUUUGUCAGCUCAGUUGCCAGGAGCCUUUUUGGAGACGGGACCACAAACUGGGGCCGGGUCGCCAGCCUGGUGGCCUUCGGGGCAGUGGCGUCUCAGUACCUGAAGGAGAAGGGCAGGGGCCACUGUGUGGAGCAGGUGGGACAGGAGCUCUCUACCUACCUGCUGACAGAGCAGAGGGACUGGCUGCUCAACAACAACUCCUGGGAUGGCUUUGUUGAAUUCUUCGGGGUAGCAGACCCAGAGUCCACGGUGAGGAUCACACUCAUGGCAUUUACUGGAUUUGCUGUUAUUGGAGCAAUACUUGCCCUGUUGAUUUAAGGCUUCAAUCCUGGACAUAAGACAAAGGACUUUGUAGGAUCACCCCAUUGGUUCAUGGCCUCUUUCCUGGGCUCACAUCCACCCCAACAGCAAAAUAAGUCACACAUUUGAUGUUGAUUACAUGGACAAACUUUGCCCACGGCGAUCGACUGUAAAAUAAAUGUUUUAUUUUAUUUUUGAAUAAGCUGUUUGAUCUGAUUUUUAUCUUGAUGUUUUUUUCUGCAUAAUAAUAUUAGUUUCCUGGUGGUGGUGGUGCCUCAGUUCAAAUCAGGAAGGGAAAACUGGUCCUUUUUUUUCAGUGGAUUUGCAUGUGUUCAUGUGUUUGUUGUGAUUGGGUGCACCAAGGGUGAACAUAGUUGAGGAAUGUUUUUCCUUAAGAGGAAGCAGACAUUGAAUAAUGGUUGAGUUCCAGUGUAAGCUUCUAACUAAUAAAAAAGUUGAUAUAAUUCA